AUGGCCGCAAAGCAAGUGACAGCGAUCAGAUCCAAGCCAUCCACCUCCUGGACGACAUUGAAGUGUUGGGAGACGGUGCUAAAGGACCAUUGCGAGUUCGCUGUGUUCGCCGAGUAUAAGAACCUCGACGAAGAUGCCCAGAAGAAGCUGCUGCAAGCGCUGGAGGGCGCCGUGUUCAUGCAGCUUGCAAGCAUUCUUUCGCAGUUGGAGCUACGAAGUGGGAAGGCAAGCCGCAAGAACAGUCGAAAAAGUAAGGCCGAAAGCUCUCGCGAAGAUAGCGCUUUGGUCACGGCGGUCAGAGCAGCUGCCGACGAUCCGCGAGUCGUGGAUGCCCUAACGCCCGAUGUUUUCGACAUCCUUCGGGACUUCUUGUCAUCAUGGGGUGCACCUAUUGGUGCUGAAGAGUUGCUCUACCGACACAACCUUCAUGAGGUCCAGAAUCGUCACCUAUUUAGACAACCGAACCAAUUUCUGAGUUCGGAUCAGAGCGUUACGAAGCGCAGCUGCGAUAGCUUCUGGGAGCACUUGCGCGCAGUGUCUAUCGCAGGCCUGCAGCUCUUCCGCAGCAUGACGAAGAUGCGUUUGGAGUGCAAAGUCGUGGGAAGUCCACAUCAUAAAGUUGGACUAACAAUGGUUGUAGAGGACUCGUUGGGAGAUCGGGCUCAUUGCGGUGUGUACAACCUGCCGGGGGUGCACAACCAGCAGACAGCAGACCAGGCCAUUCCCCUGAACUCCACGUUGAUCAUCGCUGAGCCCUUCAUGAAGAUUAUGGCCGAUGGCACUCGAGGAAUUCGCGUGGACAACCCGGAGGAGAUCCAAAUUUUCCUUCCGGGACAGCGACUUCUUCCCCGUCUGGACGCGCGUAUCUCCGCGCGGCAACCUGCAGGUGCCGGAGGACAAUCCGAAGAGCCCGAGCAUGGCGUGCGAGAGCCGGUGGAGGUGCAUGACUUGCUGGGAGACUUUCAGCCCGGUGCAACGGUGGAGCUACAUGGCCUCACAUCGAAACGUGGUGGGCAACUCAACGGCAAGGUUGGAGUGGUAGCGGAUGAGCAAGAUCUUACAGACGUCGAGCGCAUUUCCGUGGAGGUGGCUAGCACCACCGGAAUUGUAGAAGUUGUCAAAGUUCGGCCUUCCAACUUGCGCUGCGUGGCCCAGACUUCGUCGCAGGACAUCCUUGCCGCCAAGGCACAAGCCAAUGAGGCCUUUGCCCGACGUGACUACCUUGCUGCAAUUGAAGGUUAUGGCGAGGUCAUCAGGAAACUGUCGCUCAUCAGAACUGAUGAGGCUGCCUCCGAGAAGGUGAAGUGUCUGUGCAACAGGUCGCUCUGUUUCAGCAAGCUGGAGCGGUGGGAUGAAGCCCGUGCAGACUCACUGGCGGCAGUGGAACGAGAUCCGGCCAAUGGCAAAGCGCACUUCCGCCUAGCAUGUGCGAUCUUCCGGGCUGGCAUGGUUGAGAAUCAGACCAAGGUAUCGGAUGCAGUAAAGCAUAUUUGCAAUGCGGCAGCACUGAAUAAGAUGCAUGCCGAUCAGUCAAUCACAGACUUGCUUGGAGAGAUAGCCAGGAUGUCAGAGAAGCCUGUUCCCUCACCUGGAGGCGUAGUGGCGGUCAGGUCAUCACAGCAGUUGGCACAGGCCCUUGGUAGUGCGGCUACGAAGUUCAUCUGUCUGACCCCGGGUGACUAUCCGUGUCUUCCUUGGCCACCAGCAUUUCGGGUGGAUCACGAUGUUACAAUGGUUGGCUUGGGUAAUGUUACCUUCUUAAAAUCUGCAAGCCAUGUUUUUGAUAUUAGGGCACGCUCGCACAUGAGCAACAUUCGACUAACCGAUGGGCAGAUCAGUGUGCAAGGGCAAGGUUUCGCUGCAUGUGUGGUGAGCGGCACUGCCUCGUGGCUCACGUUGGUCAACUGCACCGUUGAGAACAGCUGCGCAGGUGGAGUUCUGGUUUGUGACAGUGGCCGUUGCACAGUGGAGAGUUGCCAAUUCCACAAUCUGUCACGGCAAGCCAUCGAAGUGAGGGAGCUUGGGCAACUAGAAGCACGACACACGAAAUUUCAGCGUGUCAGGCAGGGGGUGUCGGCAUACGCAGGAGCGCGCAGUGUUCGCAUUGAGCACGUGCUCAUCGAUCGCACUCAGAACGAAGGAGUUUUGGCCUCUGGUGAUCUCAAGACAGCAGAGACCAAAAUCCUUGAGCAGAACCUUGAUGGCACGGAGCUGCGCCAAGAAAACAAUCCCCGGGGAACCCCGGGAUGGAAGCAGCGGGCAGAGGCACAUCAAGCCGGUCGUUUGAUAUCAAUGAUGUCAGCUGAAAUGGCAGAGGAGCUGGAUUGGAACGGCAGGCUGGUUUUUGUGAUGUCGGAUUCCACGAUCAGGAAUGCUGGAGGUUUGGCCUGUAGCUUCGAUGAAGGCUGUGCAGCGCAGGUUAUAAGGUGCUCUCUGGAGAAGACAAGUCAAAACUUCUCCGCUGGGUUUGCGGGUAUUGGAAUGAUGAUCAAGGGCGGGACGGAUGCCACAGUGAAGCAAUGCCGAUUCCUGGAGAACAUCAUAGGCUUGAACGUGGGCUUCAACUACGCAGGAAAUGUUGUUGUCGAGAACUGUGUCUUUGCUAAGAACAACCUCACGGAUCUCGUGGAAGACGGCACAACAGACCCUGCACAGUUCAUGCGGGAUAGGCUCCCUAAGGGGGCGCCAUCCGACCUUUCUGCCAAGGUUCAGGCAUAUGUCGAGACGCACCAGCAAGCUGGUGUAUGGAGCACACCGAUUCAGCAAGUUGGAUUGCGGUUCCUUUCAAAGAAGGAUCGGAUUCCUGAAAUCUCAGAGAUAUCAGCAGUGGCAGUGGGCACGACAACGAAGCAGCCUUUGCCGCAGAAACUUGCAUGGGAAGCGGCUUCGCAGAAUCAGUACCCUGAAGCAUCGGAGAUUGACAUCACCCGGGGAACCGGCCAAGUGGUGGUCACCGAGAGUCGCCGCAUCUAUGCCUUUGCUGCGCCCCUGUCAGAAGUGCUGAAGCUACUCCGACGGCUAUCGGAGAACUGCCUGGCGGACGAGAACUCCGGUCGCAUGGCGCGAGCUGGAAUGCUCAGGCAACUUGGCCGUCAAUUGGCCAUGCUUCGCCAGCUCUCAUCCGCUGACUUCCGAUCCUUCGAUUCGCACUUCAGCUUCGCCACCUGGGCAAAGCAAGCUGCUGAAGAAGACUCGCAACGUUUGGCUGCAGACGUGGCCGAAGCUCCCGUGGAGGAGUUGCCUGCAGAGGAGUUACCAAAAGUCGGUGAACCCGUUGUGGCAACGGCAGAUGACCUCUGCGCUCGGUUGGAUGCCUGCGAAAGCUCCGAGCUAGCGAAUGUCAUUCAGGCCGUGGAGGAGGCGCUGCAAGAGCUGAAAGACGAUGGCUCCUUCGUCAUCAGCAAAAGUGGUGGACGGGGCAAGGUGCAGAACAAGUUAAAGCGCAUAAAGGCCCGCUUGGCCAAAGCUGAGGAGGCGUCCGCAGAGCUGGCAAAAGCGGCUGAGGUUGUCUCAGAAGCCCAAGUUCCGUCACCGGAUGAGAUGGCUGGCACAGCUGAAGAGCAGGCCGAG
This is a messenger RNA of Symbiodinium necroappetens, 3570 nucleotides long. NCBI's taxonomy places the organism in Eukaryota, Dinophyceae, Suessiales, Symbiodiniaceae. The record is from the annotation of a GenBank genome assembly.